Molecule: messenger RNA, 2549 nt
Organism: Nomia melanderi (Alkali bee)
Lineage: Eukaryota; Metazoa; Arthropoda; Insecta; Hymenoptera; Halictidae
Gene: Tbh
Product: tyramine beta hydroxylase
Biological process (GO): norepinephrine biosynthetic process; octopamine biosynthetic process; dopamine catabolic process
Cellular component (GO): secretory granule membrane
Molecular function (GO): copper ion binding; dopamine beta-monooxygenase activity
Source: RefSeq, a predicted model, not a curated record
UGCGCAGUGAGCCUCGAGUCUCCCUAGAAUGUCUUCGUCUUAAACGUGAAACAUCUGAUGUUUUAAAGCUUGGAACAACGCACGCAUGUUUAGUUUUCUAAAGAGUGAGCAACGGUUAGAGCGCAGGAAUGCGUACUCUACGCAUGCGCGCCGCAAGGAAACGGCGGCAAACCGCCGCCGUACGAAAUUUCCAGCCGUCCAAUCCAUCCUGGUGCUCUCAGUGGAAGUCAACAGCAGAAGGGUGAAACAUCCCAUGAUCAGUGAAGGGGCUCACCACUUUGAAGUGACUCGACUGCUGAAUAGAUGUUCACUGUUAUCAUUUAAUUUAAAGGAUUUAUGAAACGCCUGGCUUUUCAUAUUUAACAAUGUUACUGGCAACGAAGCAACUGGUUUUAUUUACUGUUUUAAGCAUCGGUUCUUGUUUGCCCUGGCACAAGCAUCAGCAACAUGAAGAAAAGGAUCUGUACAAAACUGGUGUCCAUACUAUUCCUCUUGGAUCAGAAGCCACUUUUCAUUGGAGGGUUGAUUUUAUGAGUGAGCUGAUAGUCGCAGAGGUUCACUACAUAGGCGUGGACAACACCUGGUUCGCCAUUGGCUUCUCAAACUAUGGGGAACUGAAGCCUGCUGAUUACUGCAUCUUGUGGACCGAUUGGCAUCGUCAGACUCAAUUACAGGACGCGUGGGCGGAUGAGGAAGGCAAGUUGAACUUGGACGCGCUGCAGGACUGUGAAGAUUUCGCAUGGAGAAGGAGGGGGAAUGUUACCAAGUUCACUUUCUCGAGGAAAUUCGACACUUGCGACGAGAACGACUACAUCAUGGAGAGAGGUACCACGCAUUUGGUGUGGCUGAGGGGUCUCGGUCCACUGUCGUCUCUGGCUGGUCUUCAGAUCUCGGACGCCGAGACUUCCGGUAUGACUCGGACGGAAUUGAUCAGGGUGCAGCACAAGAAACCGAGCUUCCCUUCCAACGCGUGGCAGUUGGAGAUGCUGGCCAGCCAAGUAAAAGUGCCGAACAAGGAGACCACUUAUUGGUGCCGCGUACAGAAGCUACCGCCAGCUUUAUCUCAGAAGCACCAUAUCCUUCAAUUUGGCCCAGUGAUACAACCAGGAAACGAGCAUUUGGUGCACCACAUGGAAGUUUUCCACUGUGCCGGGUCUGCGAACCUUGAAGUCCCCAUGUACGAUGGCCCCUGCGAUGCACCUGACAGGCCAGAGAAAACCCAAAUCUGCAAAAAGGUGUUAGCAGCGUGGGCAAUGGGAGCGGACGCCUUCGUUUAUCCCCAGGAAGUCGGACUGUCCAUCGGCGGAAAGGACUUCAAUUCCUACGUGAUGCUGGAGGUCCAUUACAACAAUCCCGAGCUCGAGGACGGGAAAAUCGAUUCCUCCGGGAUUCGUUUCAUUCUCACGAAGAGUUUGCGGAAGUACGACGCCGGCGUGAUCGAGUUGGGUUUAGAGUAUACGGAUAAAAUGGCGAUACCACCGAAACAAGAAGCUUUCACUUUAUCUGGACACUGUAUACAAGAGUGUACCGGGGUUGGCAUCCCGCAACGCGGGAUUCACAUCUUCGCGUCGCAACUUCACACGCACUUGACAGGGACCAAAGUGAUCACACGGCACAUUAGGGACGGAGAGGAAUUACCGCCGUUGAAUUACGACAAUCAUUAUUCCACUCAUUUCCAAGAGAUUCGACUGCUGCCGAAACCAGUCACGAUCUUGCCUGGCGAUUCGUUGAUAACAACCUGCACGUACAAGACAAUGGAAAGAGAGAAUGUCACUCUAGGUGGUUUCGCGAUUUCCGACGAGAUGUGCGUGAACUACAUUCAUUACUACCCUAACGCUCGGUUAGAGGUUUGCAAAAGCGCCAUAAGCGACGACGCUCUGAGGACCUACUUCCGUUAUAUGAGAGAGUGGGAGAGCCAGCCAACCAGCAACGAAAAGGGAAUCUCGUCGAACUAUAAGAGCAUCCAGUGGACCAAGGUUCGCGUGCAGGCUCUGCACGACCUCUACGAGGCAGCACCGUUAGGAAUGCAAUGCAAUGGAUCGGACGGAUCUCGACUUCCGGGACUAUGGGACAACAUAGCAGCUACACCGGUUAAGCUUCCUGUGCCUCCGCCAGCUCGAAGUUGCCCCGACUCGUUGAAGCAGGAAACGGCCGACUAUGAUUAAAUCCUCGUCGAAUCUCCAUUACGAAACGUUAACGUUAGAUUUACGGAACCCGUCAGUGCGACGGAUAUCGAAAUUUUUAAACAUUAUUUAGGAACAGUUUAAUUUUGAUUCGUGCAAUUGUGCGAAUACGCAUUGUAAUACUCUGGUUUUGAAGUUAUUUUCGUGAUCUAUAUAAACGAACAGCUUUCUAAGAACAAUGGAAUAAAAUGUAGAAUAAAUCUAGUGUUAACGAAGACGCUGUCCGGGAAUAAAUGUUAAAUUUCGAAAAUUUCAUCGUCAACCGUUAAUCUUGAGCAGCAGGUUUUUCAGUCUGAUUUGUUGAUGAAAUCUCAAUGGAACUGUAACGCUGCAGGAAUGUCUAAUGUAAAUUCCUCGCUAAAUAAA